AUGCGAAGUCGUCUCGGGAAGCAUAUUAUAGCCGAAUCAAUUCUUCGGGAUCUGCCUCAUUCAUGCUCCGAUGUCCGAAAACACGCAGCUGACGAUUCGGCCGACCGUAUAUUUACACAAAUCAACCACAAAGUAAAUCCGACCUUUGAAGCCGAGGAAAAAUCAAGACAACUGCUGGAGAAGGCAGUAGCCGACAUACAAGAUCAGCCAGGAUUGGCAAGUGAAUUCCUGUAUAAGCCGGUACGACCUUACCUCCGACUCAGGGCCAAACCAAACACUAAGAAAGCGUUCGUCGAGAUGUUGCGUGAUGUCAUCAUCAGCCCUUCAGAUAGACGUCGACCGGUGGUUGUAGUGGACGGGGCUAAAAACUGGACGGCACCGAAAACCUUCUCGUUUGAGUUCUUCAAAGGUAUUUAUAGCGAGAAUAGUCCGGCCCUGGAGAGCAAGGGCUAUAAUUGCCAAUUUUUCCCUUACCAAACAGAGUUCGCCAAUUUAGCCGAAGUUUUCCAGAUGGAGCCAGAAAGGAUAAAAAAUACUGACCACUCAAAACCUUGGUAUAUCGGAUGGAGCAACUGUGACUUUUCAGCAGCAAAUAUUUUAAGGAAACACUACUCCAAACCAUACUUUUUACCUAAGUCUUCAGAAUCAAGUAAGACGGAUUGGAUCUUCAUGGGAACUCCAGGAUAUGGUGCACACAUGCAUGUGGACAAUGUAGGAAACCCUUCAUGGCAGGCCCAAGUGACUGGACACAAGAGAUGGUCAUUGAUGCCACCCCCAGAAUGUUAUUUUGACUGUAAACAUUCUCUGGAAGUCAUUGUUAAUCCAGGAGAAAUAAAAAGAAGUCUGGUUACUCAUGGAGUAAGUAUGAUUUUUAAAACCUGA
Molecule: messenger RNA, 882 nt
Organism: Acanthosepion pharaonis
Lineage: Eukaryota; Metazoa; Mollusca; Cephalopoda; Sepiida; Sepiidae
Source: the annotation of a GenBank genome assembly